Molecule: messenger RNA, 453 nt
Organism: Entrophospora candida
Lineage: Eukaryota; Fungi; Glomeromycota; Glomeromycetes; Entrophosporales; Entrophosporaceae
Source: the annotation of a GenBank genome assembly
AUGUUAAUUCCAAUCAGAGAGGUCACUAAAAGAGCUCCUGGUGACGGUGCUGGCAAAUUUGUUCAAUGUGCAGGCACCUAUCCCAUCACGUUUACUGAAGUAAGCUACACUCCAGCAAUAUGGGAACCUGGUAAAACUGUCACUGAGCAUGUUGUAGGAGAUAGCACUGUUCCGAUUGAAGAUGGAGCCAUAGCAACUUGGAGUAUCUACUUGAAGGAUAAAUUUUUAUUGUCAUUUUCAGCUGACUAUUGUACAUUCGCCUCCGCACUAAAGGAGACGGAAUGUCCAGUUGCAGCAGGUCACUUUGACAAAACACAUGAAUGGAAAGUGCAAGAAAGCCCACUUCAACCCAAGGGGGUGACUAUUGAUUAUUUUGUAAAUUCGACUCUUGUCGCUAAGGAUCAAACUGUUUUAGCAUGUUUAGAAGGCACAGUCACAAUAAAAUACCCUUAA